AUGGAACCCACGGUAGGAAGGGAGAAUGAAAGCGGAGGAGACGCGGCGGCAGGGCAGUGCGUGAAUCGCAUCACGGUGCCGAGACCACCUUCCAUUGAGGAGUUCACCAUUGUGAAGCCCAUUAGCCGUGGCGCCUUCGGGAAAGUGUAUCUGGGUCAGAAAGGCGGCAAAUUGUAUGCAGUGAAGGUUGUCAAAAAGGCAGACAUGAUCAACAAAAAUAUGACUCAUCAGGUACAAGCUGAGAGAGAUGCCCUGGCGCUAAGCAAAAGUCCUUUCAUUGUCCAUUUGUACUAUUCACUGCAGUCAGCAAACAAUGUCUACUUGAUAAUGGAAUAUCUUAUUGGUGGAGAUGCCAAAUCUCUUCUACAUAUAUAUGGCUAUUUUGAUGAAGAAAUGGCUGUGAAAUAUAUUUCUGAAGUAACAUUGGCUCUUGACUACCUUCAUAGGCAUGGAAUAAUUCACAGGGAUUUGAAGCCAGACAAUAUGCUUAUUACUAAUGAAGGUCAUCUUAAACUUACAGAUUUUGGCCUUUCCAAGGUUACUUUGAAUAGAGAUAUCAAUAUGAUGGAUAUUCUUACAACACCCUCAAUGGCUAAACCUAAACAAGACUAUUCAAGAACUCCAGGACAAGUAUUAUCUCUCAUCAGCUCUUUAGGAUUUUUUACACCAAUUUCAGAAAAUAUUCAAGACUGUGCAGAUACUCUUUCACCUGAUGGAUCUGAAAUAUCACAGUUUGCUCAUGGACUAACUAGUCCUAUGUCUGUAGACCAGAAGGAUACUACUCUUGAUUCUAGCAAGCUACUGCAAUCAUGUCUUGAAACAAUUACUUCUAACCCAGGAAUGCCUGUAAAGUGUCUAACUUCUAAUCUACUGCAGUCUAGGACAAGGCUGGCCACAUCAAGUGCCAGUAGUCAGUCCCACACAUUUCCAUCUAGUGUGGAAUCAGAAUACCACAGCAGCCCCAGAUGGGAAAAGGAACCCCAGGAAAAUGAUGAGAAAUUGGGCUCCACACUGAUGAGCUCGGAUGCCACUGAAAAACCUUUAUGUACAAAACCUACAAAUAUUGAGACCAUAAAUUUUAAUAAAAGGGAACUUGAGUUAGCCCUUUCACCCAUUCACUCCAGCAGUAGUGUUCCUGACCCAGGAAGCUCAUGGGUUAACACUGCUGGAAAAGAUUCUUGGGAAGCAAGAGAACUGGAUAUAAAUAAUAUACCCACUGACACAAAACAGUUAGAUUUUUACAAGUCAAAUCAGUGGAAUGUGGAUUCUGGUAACAUGCCUGAAGAGCACCUUGGGAAAAAGAGUUUAAAAAGAAAUUUUGAGUUAAUUGAUUCUAGUCCUUGUCAGGAAAUUAUACAGAAUAAAAAAAACUGUGUCAAUUAUGAGCAUAGUAAUGAACUAGGUUGUUAUGCAAAUCAGAGCACAGGCUUAACAACUGAAGUCCAGGAACUUAAGAUCUCAGGAUGCAGAAGUGAGCAGGAUGACUGUGGUAAUAAGGAAAAUGUCCCUGCUUUUCUGGAUAAACAACAAACAGCAGAAAAAUCACCAGUUCCAAUGAUAGCCAAAAACCUUCUUUGUGAACUGGAUGAAGACUGUGAAAAGAACAGUAAGAAAGAUGACUUAAGUUCUAGUUUCCUGUGUUCUGAUGAUGACAGAGCUCCUAAAAGUAUGUGUGUGGAUUCUGAUUCAUCUUUUCCUGGGAUUUCCAUAAUGGAAAGUUCAUUAGAAAAGCAGUCCUUGGAUACAGACACAAGCAUCAAAGAAAUUUCCUUAGAAGAAUCAAAUCUCACACACCUAUUGACUGCAUCACCAAGCUAUCAAGAAAAUGCCUUGCUGGAAGAUGAUGAGAAUCCUGCUAUCCAAGACAAGGAGACAAAAAUGUUACCUCCUUCUUCAGAAACACUGAAAACAUUAACCCUCUCAAAGAGAAAUACUGUAGCUUUUCGAAGUUUUAACCACCAUAUUAAUGCAUCAAAUAACUCAGAACCAUCCAAAAUGAGCAUUACUUCGUUAGAUGCAAUGGAUAUUUCAUGUGCUUAUAGUGAUUCGUAUCCCAUGACUAUCACCCCUACUCAGAAAAUAAGAUCGUAUAGACCAUAUCAGACCCCAAAGCAAAAGACGUCAGGAACUCCAUAUCGAACUCCAAAGAGUGUGAGAAGAGGGGCAGCCCCAGUGGAUGAUGGGAAAAUUCUAGGAACCCCGGACUACCUUGCACCUGAGUUGUUACUAGGCCGGGCCCAUGGUCCUGGAGUAGACUGGUGGGCACUUGGAGUUUGUCUGUUCGAGUUUCUAACAGGAAUUCCUCCCUUCAAUGAUGAAACACCACAACAAGUAUUCCAGAAUAUUCUGAAAAGAGAUAUCCCUUGGCCAGAAGGUGAAGAAAAGCUAUCUGAUAAUGCUCAAAAUGCAGUAGAUAUACUUUUAACUAUUGAUGAUACCAAGAGGGCUGGAAUUAAAGAGCUGAAACAACAUCCUCUCUUCAGUGAUGUGGACUGGGAAAAUUUGCAGCAUCAAACUAUGCCUUUCAUACCCCAACCAGUUGAUGAAACAGAUACAUCCUAUUUUGAAGCUAGAAAUAAUGCUCAACACCUCACUGUGUCUGGAUUUAGUCUCUAG
Messenger RNA from Elephantulus edwardii (Cape elephant shrew), 2616 nucleotides. It is a transcript of the gene MASTL, whose product is annotated as microtubule associated serine/threonine kinase-like. The record is from RefSeq and is a predicted model, not a curated record. Gene Ontology annotation, biological process: intracellular signal transduction; peptidyl-serine phosphorylation. Gene Ontology annotation, molecular function: protein serine/threonine kinase activity; ATP binding. The transcript has 12 exons. Bases 1 to 2616 code for a protein of 871 amino acids. Gene Ontology annotation, cellular component: nucleus. NCBI's taxonomy places the organism in Eukaryota, Metazoa, Chordata, Mammalia, Macroscelidea, Macroscelididae.